AUUGGAGACCAAAACUACAAGCAAUUCAUCAUUCGUUACUCAAUUAUCACAAUCACAACCUCUAAACACUCGAAUUCCAGGUACCCCUAGAAAAUCCGACCAGCCGCCAAGCCGACAAGAUGAGCGUCGCUUCAACGGUAUCUUCGGCGCUGUACCCGCGGAUGGGAUGGAUCGGCGAGAACUGACUGACUUGAACUGUCACUCGACUCUCAAUUUAUACUGACAUAGCUACCAGGUCUCGGAUCGAUGGGUCUCGGCAUGGCCACGAACUUGCAGAACCAUCUCAAGACGCACUUUGCUGGCAGCCUUCAGUUUCACAACCGGACUAUGUCCCGAGGCGCUCCGCUGGAGAAAGCCGGAGGAGCCCCACAACCGAACAUCGUCAACCUCGUCAAGAACACAGAUAUCGGGUUCAUAUCUCUCAGCGACGAUAAAGCACUCGAGGCGACACUGGACGCAAUCCUUGACAACACAGCCGCAGGUGAUCUGACCGGCAAGAUCAUUGUCGACACUUCCACAGUCCAUCCCUUGUCAUCUGCAAAGGCAAAGGAUAGGUUGGCAGCCAAGCAAGCCCAGUUCGUUGCUGCGCCUGUGUUUGGGGCAAGCCCAAUCGCCGCGCAGGGUAAGCUGCUUUGGAUCGUGGCAGGACCUGAUGACGCCGUAGAGAAGAUCAAACCUUUCAUUGUCGGCGUCAUGGGUAGAGGCAUCAUCCGUUUAGAAGAAGAUGUGCAGAAGGCCAGCAUUAUGAAGACAGCUGGAAACUUCGUCACCGCGGGGAUGAUGGAGCUAGUCGCAGAAGCUCAAGUAUUUGCAGAGAAGUCUGGACUCGGCAGUGAGGCAAUGGAAGACCUUCUUGGGCAGCAGUUUGGACCCUUGGCACAAGGCAUGUCUAAGCGUCUGACAACGGGUGCCUACUUGCCGCCUCGGGAUGAGAGACCGUGGUCUGACCUGUCCCUGGCAAUGAAGGAUGUCGGGCAUGGCCUGAGCUGUGCAGAACAGGCUGGUGUGCGUCUCGAUAUCGCCGAUAUUGCUGCCAGGCAUCUGAAAGAAGCGAAGAAGAUCUCAGACACUCAAGGGCGGCCCUUUGAUUCUUCGUCAUUGUAUGGGGUGGUGAGAACGGAAGCUGGGCUCGAUUUUGAGACGGAUUUGAUCAAAAAGAGAGAUGGCUCUGCUUGAUUGGGAUCUGCAUCUUUUCCCAUGUAUAUGUAUGGUAGAAUAAACUCGCAAAUGCUGUAAUCCUGAUUACCACGAAUGGCC
Molecule: messenger RNA, 1257 nt
Organism: Colletotrichum phormii
Lineage: Eukaryota; Fungi; Ascomycota; Sordariomycetes; Glomerellales; Glomerellaceae
Product: NAD binding domain of 6-phosphogluconate dehydrogenase-domain-containing protein
Exons: 2
Coding region: 247-1176 (309 amino acids)
Molecular function (GO): oxidoreductase activity, acting on the CH-OH group of donors, NAD or NADP as acceptor; NAD binding; NADP binding
Source: RefSeq, a predicted model, not a curated record